Molecule: messenger RNA, 1233 nt
Organism: Penicillium brevicompactum
Lineage: Eukaryota; Fungi; Ascomycota; Eurotiomycetes; Eurotiales; Aspergillaceae
Gene: sfh5
Product: CRAL/TRIO domain protein
Exons: 2
Coding region: 1-1233 (410 amino acids)
Biological process (GO): regulation of exocytosis; Golgi to plasma membrane protein transport
Cellular component (GO): cytosol; cortical endoplasmic reticulum; plasma membrane
Molecular function (GO): phosphatidylinositol transfer activity
Source: RefSeq, a predicted model, not a curated record
AUGUCAGACCAAAUCGAGCAACCAUCAGUCGUACCUGAGAAGCGAGAGGGAGUGGAAGCGGAGAAGGCCCUGGAGCCUUCAAUUGUUGCCGACCCGCCUGCGCAGGAGAGCGCCGCAAAGGAUGAGCCAGUAAAGGAAGCCGACGUCGCUGCCCCUGCAGCUCCCGCCAAGGAGCCAGAAGCCCCCAAAACCGAGGAAGCCAAGGUCGAAAAGCCCGCGUACCUGACCAAGACCCCUGCGCUGGGUGAGCUCUUCGAUCGCCUCCCAUCCAUCCUCAGUACCAUUGGACACAAUGAAAUGUGGGGCGUCGAGCUCAAGGACUAUAAUGAUGUCCCCACUGUCAACGUGCUGAUCAAAUUCCUGCGCGCCAACGAGGGCGACGUCAAGGCCGCCGAGGACCAGCUCAGCAAGGCGCUCAAGUGGCGCAAGGAUGUGAACCCGAAGGCCUUGACAGAGUCUGGCAAGUACAGUGCCGCCAAGUAUGGAGGAUUGGGAUACUUGACAACAUAUGAGGAGAACGGUCGGCCAUUGGUGUUUACUUGGAACAUCUACGGAGCCGUCAAGGAUGCGAAUGCGACUUUCGCCAACGCGGACGAAUUCGUCCAAUGGCGCGCCGCUCUCAUGGAACUCGCCGUGCAAGACCUGAAGAUGGCAGAUGCUACCGAGGUCAUCGAGUACGACGGCGAAGAUCCCUACCAGAUGUUCCAGGUGCACGACUACCUGAACGUCAAGUUCUUGCGCAUGGACCCCGCCGUCCGCACCGCUACAAAGAAGGUUAUCGAUGUCUUCUCCACUGCAUACCCAGAGCUCCUGCGCGAGAAGUUCUUCGUUAACGUUCCCGCAAUCAUGGGCUGGAUGUUCAGUGCCAUGAAACUCUUCCUGAGUCGCAACACCACCCGCAAGUUCCACCCGAUCAGCAACGGCGCCAACUUGGCCCGCGAGUUCUCGCCCUCGAUCCUUGAGCAGCUCCCCAAGGUCUAUGGUGGAAAGGGCCCUGAGCUGAAGGAUAACGCCAGAAUUGUUCCUUUGACUGAGGAGCCUGUCGCCGCAAAGGAGGAGGCCCCCAAGGAGGCCCCCACGGAAGCUCCCCAGGAGGAAGCUCCCAAAGAAGUUGCUCAGCCAGAGGCUCCCAAGGAAGCUGCCAAAGAAGAGGCCGCUAAGGAGGCCGCUCAGGAGGAAGCCCCCAAGGUUGAAACUACCAAGGAAGAACCUGCAAAGGAUGGAGCCCAGUAA